Melopsittacus undulatus (budgerigar) is the source of this 1674-nucleotide messenger RNA. RefSeq names its product solute carrier family 43 member 3 (gene SLC43A3). The transcript has 13 exons. Gene Ontology annotation, molecular function: transmembrane transporter activity. Gene Ontology annotation, biological process: transmembrane transport. The coding region runs from base 66 to 1583 and encodes 505 amino acids. The record is from RefSeq and is a predicted model, not a curated record. NCBI's taxonomy places the organism in Eukaryota, Metazoa, Chordata, Aves, Psittaciformes, Psittaculidae.
CGGUGACCGUGACAGCAGGAAGGCCUGGCCUUGUGCAGGCGCGGCAGGGCCGCGGUGCCAGCGCCAUGGCGGGGGGCAGCGCGGGGCUGCCCAAGCGCCUGGGGACGCUGCUCUCGGGGCUGCUGGAGUGCGGCGCCUUCUGCGGCCUCAUCUUCGGCUGGGCCUCCCUCGUCUUCGUCCUCAAGGACCUGCAGUACUUCAAGGAGUGGUGCCAGCCCGCGGGCUCCAAUGGCACCGAGCUGCUCGACUGCAGCCGCCAGGAUGAGCAGUUCUCGCUGGUCUUCACCAUCGGCUCCUUCAUGAACAACUUCAUGACCUUCCCCAUGGGCUUCAUCUUUGACCGCUUCGGCACCACCGUUGCUCGCCUCAUUGCCAUCUCCCUCUACACCGGCGGGACCCUGCUCGUUGCCUUCUCCACCCCAGGGCUGUCGGUGCUGCUCUUCCCAGCCAUGUCCAUGCUGUCGGUGGGCGGCAUCCUCCUCAUCCUCACCAACAUGCAGGUGGGCAAUCUCUUUGGGAAGUAUCGCUCCAUCAUCAUCACCCUCUACAAUGGGGCCUUCGACUCCUCAUCUGCCAUCUUCCUCAUCAUCAAGGUGCUGUAUGGGCACGGGCUGUCCCUGCGGACCAUGUUCCUCUUCAUGGCAGCCUGCAGCGCCUGGCACCUGCUGCGCACCCUCUUCCUCAUGCCUCGCACGCGCAUCCCCUACCCGCUGCCCCCCGCCUACAACUAUGGGCUGCGCUGCCCGGGCCGCUCGCGUUCCUACCGCACCUACGAGGAGAAGCGGCCGCCGGGGGAGCCGGAGCCCGAGGAGACGCCGCUGGAGCCGGUAGCGGCCCGAGGCGCCGCCGCCCCCCCCGCGGUGCCGUUCUCGGCGUGCGCGCGCUCGGCGCGGUUCGCGUGGCACGUGGCGUGGCUGUCGGUGCUGCAGCUCCGGCACUACCUGUUCAUCGGCACCCUGAACCCGCAGCUGCAGCGCCUGGCGCACGGCGACGCCGGCCUGGUGAGCACCUACACCAACGCCUUCGCCUUCACUCAGCUCUGCGGGGUGCUCUGCGCCCCAUGGAACGGCCUCAUCCUCGACCGGCACAAGCGUGGCAAGGCCCCGCACCCCGAUGGAGCCCUGGCGGCGCUGGCUGACCUGCAGGCAUCGGUGCUGUCGCUGGUGGUGACCGUGGUGCUGGGUCUGCUCUUCUCCAUCGCCGCGGCUGUGCCCGUGCUGCCUGUCCAGUUUGGCACCUUCGUGCUGCAGGUGCUCAGCCGCUCCUUCCUCUAUGGCGGCAACGCUGCCUUCCUCGCCAUCGCGUUCCCCCCACAGCACUUCGGGAAGCUCUAUGGCCUGGCCAUGGCACUGUCGGCGCUGGUGGCACUGCUGCAGUACCCGUGUGUGGCGCUGGUGCAGGGGCCGCUCCAAGGGGACCCCUUCUACGUGAACCUGGGGCUCAUUGCCGUGGUGCUCGUGGCCUUUGUCAGCCCCGUGGUGGUGGCCCGCCAGUGCCGGCGCCAAGCCAAGGAGCUGGGGGCUGCCGGCACCCCCCUGGCAGCCGCCCCCAGCACCGAGACCCCCGACAAGGCGACCCACUGAGCCCUGCACCCAGACCCCAGCACCCGGACCCCAGAACCCUGUUUUCUAUUGGACGUGGGGGAGCUCUGCCCCAGGCUCGGGUGCAUUUGGA